Messenger RNA from Rotaria sp. Silwood1, 786 nucleotides. NCBI's taxonomy places the organism in Eukaryota, Metazoa, Rotifera, Eurotatoria, Philodinida, Philodinidae. The record is from the annotation of a GenBank genome assembly.
AUGUCAGUUUUACAACAAACUUGGAAGACAUUAAGUAUCUCAUUAACUGAUGCCAUUCUUACCAUAUCAAUGAACCGUCCAAAAGCCAAUGCUAUGUCACCAGAAUUACUCAAUGAACUUAUUCAAACUUUCAAUCAAGCUUCAAAUGAUAAGAAAAUCAAAGGUGUUCUUCUACGUUCUAAUUUAAAUUCAACAUUCAGUGCCGGUGCUGAUCUUUCAACAGUAUAUAAUUUGUCUGUUGCUGGCGAACGAUCAGCCAUUGAUGAAUUCGUCUUUGAUACACUUAGUCGUGGUAUUUCUGCUCCUCUACAUUGUUCAAAACCAGUUGCAUGUUCACUUGAUGGUCAUACUAUUGCUGGUGGUCUUAUACUUGCUCUUGCAUGUGAUUAUAUUGCAAUAGGUACACGAAAACCAUUUCGUAUUGGUAUUACUGGACCACUUGUUGGUAUUCCAUAUCCUUUAAAAGCACUUAAACUUGCUCAGCACCAACUUGAACCUCAAUUAGCUUAUCGACUUCUUGUUGAUGCGAAUCUUUUUUCAUCAAAUGAUUUUUCGAUUCGAUGUGAAAGAAGUGAAACACCAGAUGAUUUAGCACGAAAAUGGUUAAAAAUGAUAUGUGAACGACCAUUACAAGGUUUUCAAAUAACGAAAAGAAAAUGGUGGUCGGAUAUAAUCAAAUUAGAUUCUAUUGAUAAUGAACAAGAAAAAAAAGAAUAUUUUGAAGCAGUUACAAGUGACGAAUGUAUGCAAGCGAUGAAAAAAGCGUUAACUAAAGAUAAUAAAUAA